CGCGGGUGGUCCGAGGUCCGCGCCCCGGCCUCCGUCCCUCUGCCCCAGGGUUAUUGAGGGACCGUCCCGGAAGGAAAAUCGCCUUCUUAUCUUCAAAGGGAGAGAAGUUCGAGAGGAAAUGAAGAAACCAAGGUCCGGAGAUACUGAAUCAUUGACCGUGGUCACAGGAAUAGAAGAUGAACAAACCCAUAACACCAUCAACAUAUGUGCGCUACCUCAGUGUUGGACUAAUUAGGAAGCUGUCAGAUUUUAUUGAUCCUCAAGAAGGAUGGAAGAAGUUAGCAGUAGCUAUUAAAAAACCAUCUGGUGAUGACAGAUACAAUCAGUUUCACAUAAGGAGAUUUGAAGCAUUAAUUCAAACUGGAAAAAGUCCGACUUGUGAAUUACUGUUUGACUGGGGAACCACAAAUUGCACAGUCGGUGAUCUUGUGGAUCUUUUGGUCCAAAAUGAGUUUUUUGCCCCUGCGAGUCUUUUGCUACCAGAUGCUGUUCCCAAAACUGUUAAUACGUUACCUCCUGAAGAAGCUGUAACAGUUCAGCAGACACAGAUGCCUCUCUAUGGCAAAGACAGGACAUCUGCUUUACCUGUGCAGAAUCUUGAACAAAACUAUAUGCCACCUGACUCCUCAAGUCUGGAAAAUGGAAGUUUAGAAGGUAGUGAUACACGUUUUCACUGUUUUUCAUUUUAUGAAUUGAAGAAUGUCACAAAUAACUUUGAUGAACGACCCGUUUCUAUUGGCGGUAACAAAAUGGGAGAAGGAGGAUUUGGAGUUGUGUAUAAAGGAUACGUGAACAACAGAACUGUAGCAGUGAAGAAGCUUGCAGCAAUGGUUGACAUUAGCACUGAAGAACUGAAACAACAGUUUGAUCAAGAAAUAAAAGUAAUGGCAAAGUGUCAGCAUGAAAACUUAGUAGAACUACUUGGUUUCUCAAGUGAUGAAGAUGACCUCUGCUUAGUAUAUGUUUACAUGCCUAAUGGUUCAUUGCUAGACAGACUGUCUUGCUUGGAUAAUACUCCACCACUGUCUUGGCACAUGAGAUGCAAGAUUGCUCAUGGUGCAGCUAAUGGCAUCAAUUUUUUACAUGAAAACCAUCAUAUUCAUAGAGAUAUUAAAAGUGCAAAUAUUUUACUAGACGAAAACUUUACAGCUAAAAUAUCUGACUUUGGGCUUGCACGGGCUUCUGAGAAGUUUGCCCAGACUGUCAUGACUAGCAGAAUUGUGGGAACAACAGCUUAUAUGGCACCUGAAGCUUUGCGAGGAGAAAUAACACCCAAAUCUGACAUCUACAGCUUUGGUGUGGUUUUACUAGAAAUAAUAACAGGACUUCCAGCUGUGGAUGAACACCGUGAACCUCAGUUAUUGCUAGAUAUUAAAGAAGAAAUUGAAGAUGAAGAAAAGACGAUUGAAGAUUAUAUUGAUAAGAAGAUGAAUGACGUUGAUUCUACUUCUGUUGAAACUAUGUACUCUGUUGCUAGUCAAUGUCUCCAUGAAAAGAAAAAUAAGAGACCAGACAUUAAGAAGGUUCAACAGCUGCUGCAAGAAAUGACAGCUUCUUAAAACUUGACUGGAAUAGACUCUUGGCUUUUUAUAUACAGCUAUCUAACCAUUUUUUAAACUAAAUUUUUUUGUAAACAUUCUUCUUUACCUUUUACAAGGCGGCAUGAUUGUGUAGAACCCCCAACAUAUAGAACAAACAAAAGUAGAAUCUCUGUAUCAACACUUAGCCCCACCUUCUUAGUGUCACCCUCAGUUCUUGGAGUAGUCCCUGAGACAUCUCCUUGGAACCUCACCACAGUUUGAAAACAACAGGAUUAGCAAAAAAAGGAGUACAGGACUAUAGGGUGAAAAGACGCUGGGCUGAAGCCCGACUCCACUACUAGAAUGCUCUAAAGCUCUGGGCAGUCUCUUAGCUGCUUUGAGCCUUGGUUUUUCACCUUUAAUGUUAGACUAAUAUCUACUGUGCCUCUCUGACAGGUAGUCAUGAAAAUCAAAUGAUGCAAAAUAUGUACAAGCACUUUGUCACUUGUAAAGUGAUAUAAAAUUUAAAGUUUAUAUAGACUAUUAUAAAAUCCUGUUACAGUCAUAUUUUUAUAGAAUCAUGUUCCCAGUAAACCAGAUAUGCCCUGAUGAUACUCCCAUGAUGAUAUGACCAUUAUUAGAUUCUGUUAUUUUUGCCAUGUUAAUGGUGAAAUUGAAGGAAUUUUGCAGAUGCAGUUCAGGUCCCUAAUCAGCUGACUUUGAGUAUUAACAGGGAGACUGGGCUGGGUGGGCCUGACCUAAUAAGGUGAGCUCUUAAAGAACUCUGAGAGAUUCUCCUGUGGGCCUUGAAAAAGUAAGCUACUAAGCUGGCCACAUUGGCUAAGACCUAUGAUUGGCCCACAGGAGGUGAGAGCUACCUUCCUGCUGUCAGCCAGCAAGAAAAGCUGGGAUCUCUGUUGUACAACAACAAGAAACUAAAUUCUUCUAACAACCUGAAUUAGCUUAGAAGAGUGUUUCAAACUUCAGAUAAUACCAUAACCCCAGCUGACACCUAAAUUUUGGCCUUGUGAAACCCUCACUAUCAAACCUAGCUGAGCUGUGCCUGGACUUCUGACAUACAGAACUGUGAGAUGAUAAAUGAGUUGCAAUAAGCCACUAAAUUUAUGGUAAGUUCUUAUGCAGCAAUAGAAAAUGGAUACAGAUAUUCCCAUGAUGAUUCUCCCAUAGUGAUAUCCCGUCAUGUUCACAGAUUCUGCCCACACUCCAGGGGUGGGUGGGGAUUAUACAGAGUGUGUACAUCAGGGAGUUGUAGUGUACUGAUUUGCACUGGAUUUCUC
Molecule: messenger RNA, 2818 nt
Organism: Diceros bicornis minor
Lineage: Eukaryota; Metazoa; Chordata; Mammalia; Perissodactyla; Rhinocerotidae
Gene: IRAK4
Product: interleukin 1 receptor associated kinase 4
Exons: 13
Coding region: 177-1559 (460 amino acids)
Biological process (GO): signal transduction; protein phosphorylation
Molecular function (GO): protein serine/threonine kinase activity; magnesium ion binding; ATP binding
Source: RefSeq, a predicted model, not a curated record